AUGUCUUGUUGUUGAGAAUGUGGUUGUUGUGGUUGGUGUGUGUGGUUGUGUGUAUUGUGGUUGUGUGGGUGAUCCUGUUCCCCUGGUUGCUGGCCCGCCUACUCUCCCUCUACCUGCGGGCUACGGUUAGGAUCGGAGCUAUCCAGGGCGGGGGCAGGGUUAUCUCACAGUUCGCUUUAUCCACGAAGGUUUUCGAGAUAAAAAUAGAUAAUCUGCGGUUAACGUCCAGUGUAUUUAGCAGUGAAGCAAACAACCUUCUUACCUUCAUAGCAACAGGUGUAAGUGUAAUACUAAACCCUGGAGAUGGAGAAAGUAUUAAACCAAUCCCUCAGUCCUCUUGUGUACUCGGAGCUCAAGAGAAUAAAAUUCUAAAGAAACUGAUGCUAGUAGCGCCAUUCUUUGGUCUACAGGUUCGAGAGUUCAAGUUGGUUUUGACAAAACUGAAUAUUCUCCCGUCUUGUCACUUAGUCCUAGAGCUAGGAGAACUUAGACUUGAUUCUGCAGUUAUCUAUAGAACUAAACUGUCUCUUACUACCAUCCUUUAUCAAGGUCGGAUGUGUAUUGAGCAUUCUCUCUUUAACUCCAUACUACUGGACACUAACUUUGCAUUCCAGUCUAGCUUUCAGGCUCUCGUUUACAACGGGAGUAUAUCAAGUGUCGAAGAGGCAAAAUUGGAUUUAGAUCGACUUUCAAUACAACUUUCAUCCGCCCUACUUCAACAGAUAGUUCAGGUUAAAAGUAGACCCAGUGAAGCGACAAAACUCAGUGCCUUCACUGCUUAUAUACCUAGACAGGCUGAGAUAAAAGCUGAAGAGUUUAGUGUAAGCCUGGAGCACACAGACAAGAUCUCCUCCCUUGAAGCUGAGCUACAGCUCCUGUAUAUCAGUGUCAAGUGUACAGAACCACCCAGAGCAGAUUCUCUUCCUGAUAGCCAUCUGUCUCUCCAAGUUUCUGCUUUAAGGGUGAACAACGUGAGGGAGGAUGAGAGAGUGUUUGAGGUCUCCAAGUUCCAGGUCCUGGUUCAGAAGGAAGGAAACCUUCUCAACUCGGAUACUCAGAUCCAUGAAUGCCGGGGCAGAUAUUCAGCUCUUCUCAGUCCUUGGAUCUCGCCAAUAUCAUGGCUCGUCAAAAACUUAGAUAAGGGAGACCGUGAUCGAAGUAGUGUAGGUUUAGGUUCAGGUUCAACUUCAGCUUCUCCUCAAUCCUCGUCCUUACUCCGGGAUCUACUCCACAAACACCAGCUGGAUGCUUGGAAUUCAGAUUUGGUAAUUGUUGACUCCUGUGAGUGGGAGAUAAGUCUGCACCAUCUGCAGGGAGGAUUAGAUGGAGGAACCAACCAGCUCUCUGUACGACGGGUUCUCUGUAACUCCGAUUCCAAUACUGUUCUCCAGGUGGGACAGAUGGAUGUUCGGCUCUGCAAACCUCAAGAUAGAACAGAGGUGGAUUUGAUGAUAAACGAGACCAUUUUCUGUUACAACCCUGCUCUGCAUGAUUUAGCUAGUAGGGUUCAUGAAGUAUUUCGUCCAAUAUUACUCCAGCUCCCUCCAUCCACCCCCUCUCCAAAACCUCCUCCCAGUUUCGCUCUUCUCGCCACACAGACCAAGUUUGUCUGGAGCAAGAACGAGAUAACCUUACAAUUUUCUCUCCGAGAGCUUGAAGCAGCAGGGGACAAGACGACUGGAGAGUUUACUCUCUCCGGGGUUAACUUUUCUAUGGAGACCUCAGAGGAGCAGCUGACUUGGCUACAGCUCCAGAAAUUGGUUCUCAAUCACAAGGUCUCCGAGCCUAAGAUUGUGAUCGAACAAAGAGUAAAGAUGAUCUGGAAACCCAACCUGCAAGUAUCCCUCCUUCAACUUGUCGAUGAGAUAAACAAGUUUAAAUCUUUUCUCCCAGCUAAACCAUUAGUACAGGAGGAAACUAAGAAACCCUCUGUUUAUCACAUUCAGUUGACCGACAAGUUAUCUGUUCAAGUUCAUACUGGAGAACAUUCAAUUAAGGUUCGAGUUCCAAAUAUUACAGCCAAGGUUGCGAACCCUGGCAUCUCCUGGAUCCAGACCCCGGUUCUCACAGUGAAGAUGGACAACAAGCAGAUCCUCCAGGUGGAGAAUAUCCUUCUCUCUGCAGUUGAGAAUAGUGAUAAAAUCAGCACUGAGCGGAAACGAAUGCAAGGAGGAACUAUUCAUCAGAACAAGUGCUUUGUGAUUGCAGCAAAUUUGUUUACGUUCACCGAACCUUAUCAGUUCAAUUUCCAUAAAGUUUUCUUUGAAGAAUUUCUCGGCGUUGUGAAAUGGUUGAAGGUUAAACAUGGGAAACUUUCCUCUCCCAACUCAACCCUUCCCCGGGAUAUUCUUAUUAAUAUAAAAAAUUGUAAAUUUGAACUAAGCGAUGAUCCGUUCGAGGUAAGACUCCGGGAUAACUAUGAGCUUCAGAAGGACGAGUACACGGAGAGUCAGACAAGGUUGAAGGUGCUGGAGGAGAGAAUUGCGGAGUUCAGGAGGAAGAACUUGAUGUUCCCCUCUGAGAAGGUUGAAGAGCUUCUUCAGAACUUGAAGAAGAAAAAUGCUGAGAUUUAUAUACAGCGUGUGAAGAAGGUAUAUCAGGGAUGUAAGACCCGGACAAGAUUGCUGGAAUGGGAGCUCAGCGGGUUGGAAAUGAUGAUUCUAGCGGAUCCCAGUAUGCAUGGUAAAACUGAAGUGGUUCGGCAUCUCCAGGACUUUGAUUAUUUCUCUCCCUGGCCCCCGGAGUCCCAGCUGAGCUUCACUACCCUGUGGUGCAGAUGGAUCAGGGUUCAGUCCGACAGUUUUACAGUCUCACUCAGAGAUUUUCCUCAGAAACUUUUAGAUAUUCAAACCCUAGCGCUCUGGGGUAAACUGGCAGGAGCAGAGGCAAGUCCCACCAAACGAGCAAUUAGAGAUGAUAGGGUGAAGAUCGGACAUCCCUUCCAGGAUCAGUUUGUUGAAAGAAAUAUGGUUCCAUUGAAGUUCUAUUAUGAUUUAGCUUGUGAUGUUGAGACAUUAUCAAUGGCGUAUGGAUUAUGUUGGGAGCCUACUCUAACCCAAUGCUCCUUAGCUCUAAACUAUCUGACGGGAGGGAGCAAGGAUCCAAGCCCCCCGCUCCCUUGGUGGGACAAAGUAAGACUUCUGCUCCAUGGUAGAUUCCUGCUGGCGGCCCGAACCAAGAAGCUGCUACUUCAUGCUAGCCUUGAUCCGUACAAUACCACAGAGGAGAUGGACGUGAGCUGGACGGACAUGGUUCUCAACUGGGGGGAGGCGGAGAUGAGUGUCAACGGAACCCUGGAUAUUUACGUGAGAACCGCCAGCAAAUACGAUGACGGUCAUCUGCUCCACUUGCCGAAUUUAAACCUUCAGAUUAAGAUGGAUUGGAUCUGUCUUGCUAACCCUAAGGAUCACCACUCCGUCAUACCAUGUGCACCGAAUAAACUACCAGAAUAUUCGUCCAACCAGGAACAUGAUUCAUACAGAGCAUUUAGAUCCUCGAACCUAGACCUUUCCGUCCAGUUCGAAACUAGAUCAGGACGGGGAACACGAGGAGAAAGACCAAAGCUAGACAUGUUUAGUUCAACUCUGCGUUGGUUUGAAAACUUGAAGUUUAUCUUUAGUGGGGCUACUCGCCCUAUCCGGCGGGGAGCAGUGUUUAACAACGACAGGCCUAAGAAACCACAUUUUUCCCGCCAUUUUAAGAAAGUGGACAUAAGUGUUUCCCUUCAUCAGUUCCAAGUUAACUACUGGACGAGCUUUUCUCAACAGCGAGGCAUUCUUCUUAAUGUUGCGCGUGGCAUCCAUCUUGCCGCGCACCAUCAACUGAACAUUGUUCCUUACACAGACGGUUUGCGGAGAAGAGCUAAGGCGGAUUGGACUGUAUCCUACAUAAGCUGUGAUCUUACCACCUCUGAUAUUUGGAUCCAGACUGCUAUAAUCCCGGAGAAUGAAUCCAACUCAAAUCCUCCAUCUCCUUCGAACGAAGAGGCUAAAUCUGUUCCUCCCACCCCGACCUCAGGACGUGAGACGAUAAACAGUAGAAUAUCUAGGAUGGAGAGUUCCAGGAACAUGGAACGGAGUUUCUUCUUCUGUGUAGAGAAGGUUCUUUACACCAGAAACAGUUGUGAAGAGUUAGGAAAACCAACACAUCGUUUAGUUAUUCACGGAGCUCGAGGAGCCUGGACACAAUCAAACCGGGAUAUGUUCUUUGCCUUGUAUGAUUCCUGGCGCCGUGCUCAGAUUCUCCGGAAGAAUGUUUCCUCCGAUGCAUUGAAACUAUUCUACUCAGAGAAACCAAUCCAGACUCAGCCUCAAGAGAAAACUCCGUUUACCUCUCCUACCCCGGCCAGCACAGUCAACUCCCCCUUUUCCUGGGGGGCCGGGGCAUCCAAGGUGGCGGGGAGCAUGCUAGAUAGACUUCUUCAGGAGACCGAGGGUGGAGCUACUCCAACUGCGUACAGUGAGGAUAUGAGUGGCGAGGAGGAAGUUAAGCAUAGCCUUGAGGCAAUGGCUGCUUGUACCAAAGAUGAUAUUGUUCAUUGGAACUGGUCAAUUGAGCUGGUCAACUCACAGCUAUUGAUGCGAGGUAUAGAAACCCAAGGAUAUGUAAUCAUGUCUGCCGCGCGUGCAUCUGUCUCCCAGAACCUGCACAGACCGGUGUGGAAAGAGCGAGCUCUCCUCUCGAAGACGACCUGGUCCGGGGGACUGGAGAGCAUGCAGUAUUACGCAACGGUCAGCGAGGAGGGGGCGGACCUCGACAAUAUCAUGUGGUUAACCCUGGACAAUAUCGGGGAGGGGGAGGAGGGGCGUGUACCUGGACCUGCAGGGGUGGUGGGUAGUGGGAAGGCAGUGGGAGGAGUAGUAUCGAAGGUAGUCGGAGUAACUGAUAGUCCUGGUAACCUUGGUAUCCAGCUGCAGAGGGUUGUAUCCCGGUGUAAAGCAGAGUUCUUCUAUGUAUCCUACGGUGAUACAGCUCUAGAUGAUGUUGAGGCGAGUGUAGCUGGAGCUUGUAAAAUGUCAGGAAGUCCUAUAACUGAGGAUGAAUGGAAUGCUGCUGAAACUGCUGUUAAUGCAUUUACUCUUGUACAUCAUGAUCUCAACGUGUGUACAAACAGUCUGCAGUACGUUAUGCUUCUGGAUAUUAUCAACAAUCUUCUUCUAUAUUCAGAACCUACUCUCAAGGCAAGGACGGAUAAAUAUCUCCGGAUGAGAUAUCAGUUCAUGCUUGAGAUUGAUACCAUUGAGAAACACAGGAAGAAGAUUAUUCAACUUCAGAACCAGCUGAGACAGCUCGCAUGUACCCAGAGAGAAAAAGAGAAAGAAAUCUAUCUUCUCUCCAAUACAAUGGUUGCUGGGAAGAGAUUAAGAAUGGAAGCUGAGGGGGCAGAAAUCAAGGACCGUUUGUUAGCUAUCAGUGAAGAUCUUGAUAUGAUGAUAAGAUGCUAUAAAGAAACCCAGAUGUCCAGCUCACAGAGACAAUCUGCUCUAAGAGGACAGAAUGAAGGAGCUAAACUAAGAAGACGAGGUGAGAUAUGCUUCAGUAAAGCAGCCUGGCGACUGACAGAGGUUGACGGUCAGCUUGGUAUAGCUGAUAUUAAUAUAUCUAACUUUCUCUUCACUAGAAGCUCUAUGAGUGAUGACAGUGUUGAAAACCUGCUUGAGAUGGGUUGGGUGAACGUGAGGAACCUGCUCCCGAACCAGCUGUAUGAGAACGUGUUGACCCCGACGGAGUUGAAGCGGGAUAUACCUGUGGAUAGACAGAGAACUGUCCGAGUUUACAGCAGGGAGAGGGCCAGGGUUGGGGGUAUAUCAGUUAAGGAUCAUUUUGAGAUAAAUGUUUCUCCAUUAACUAUUGGUAUAACGGCGCACUUCUACAAGAAAAUGAUGACCUUCGCUUUCCCUGAGAAGGACGCGGAGAUCAUAGACGAGGACUUCGAGAUAGAGAAGAAGCAGAAGAAGAAAUUAAGAAAAUCCAAGAAUACGAAUUUCUACGUUGAAUGUCCGAACAUAGAGAAGGAUGACGUGGAGAAGAUGAAGGAGAGAGCUGAGAGGAACAAGCUCUUCAUCUACAUCAAGAUCCCCGAGGUGCCCAUCAAGGUCUCCUACAAGGGGGAGAAGGAGAAGAACCAGAUCCUUGAUGUUGCAGAUUUCCAGCUCCAGGUUCCAACUCUAGAAUAUCAUAACGUGACCUGGACCUGGUUAGAUCUACUCCUUGCCGUCAAGUCCCGAACAAGGGAGUCCCUGGUCACCCAGGCUAUCAAGCAGAAGUUCCUCAGGAACAAGGCAAACGCUAAGGAUGAACAGGCACCUGGAGAAGAGGAGAAGGCAAGAAUGUUGCUGGGGAGCAGUUCAAUGCCGGGCGGAGUCAAACCUGGAAAGCGGUUUCUUUCUUUCAGAAAUUAAACAGAAACUUUUUUAGAAUGAAUUGUCUUUUUUGCUAUUUCUAAACAUGGCCUCAUUUUUUCCUGGGAAAUGAAUACCAUUUAAUUUCAAAAUAUAUCCAUUCUCUCUU
Messenger RNA from Eurytemora carolleeae, 6510 nucleotides. It is a transcript of the gene hob, whose product is annotated as protein KIAA0100. NCBI's taxonomy places the organism in Eukaryota, Metazoa, Arthropoda, Copepoda, Calanoida, Temoridae. The record is from RefSeq and is a predicted model, not a curated record. Bases 18 to 6401 code for a protein of 2127 amino acids. The transcript has 31 exons.